Messenger RNA from Fomitiporia mediterranea MF3/22, 1220 nucleotides. RefSeq lists its product as uncharacterized. Lineage: Eukaryota; Fungi; Basidiomycota; Agaricomycetes; Hymenochaetales; Hymenochaetaceae. The coding region runs from base 16 to 1104 and encodes 362 amino acids. The transcript is spliced from 4 exons. The record is from RefSeq and is a predicted model, not a curated record.
CCGCCGUCGCGAACAAUGCAAUAUGCGCUCUCAGAGAACCCGAGUGCUUCUGCUUGGCUAGAACUUGAUCCUCCCGACCUUCCGCACAGGCCGCAUUCUGAUGAGCCUCCAAGUAGGAAGUCUCCCGGCUCAUCUCCGGCACGGCUAGAGGUCAGUACUCCAAAGCGACCUCGCGCGGUGUCUUCCCCUCCGAUGUCCCCGACGGCAUCGAAGGGUUCUUCUAAUGGAAAGGCUGGUGAUGAACGUACCCAAUGCUCUGGAAGAACAAAGAAAGGAGAACGAUGUACACGUCAAGUCAAGACGGAUCCUGCUUUGAACGCUCUAUAUCCCGAUAUUGCUGUAGAAAGGUUCUGCUUCCAACAUAAAAAAGAGGUAAAUGAACAAAGUGGAUAUUAUUGGAAAUCAAAUGUCUGGGUAGAUUUCUCCGAAUAUAUACCCGGUUACCUACAUCCGGAUACCCAAGCUGCUUUACGAGUUGAAAUGGAGAAGCCACCAACGAAGAGCGAUGAACCUGGAUACAUCUAUACGUUUGAAAUUCGGGAUCCGUCCACGCCAUUCAUGAUUUACCUGAAAGUCGGACGAACAGUCGAACUCAACACACGACUAAACAACUGGAAGAAGCAGUGCGGCUCGAAAGAACAGAUCCUUCGCGGUUGGUGGCCUGGGACAGUCGCAAAUGACAAUGGCAACAAUAAUAACGGAGAGACGAGUUUGAUGAAAGGACGUGUGAAACCUGGUGAGAAGGGUGCCUUCUGUCACAAACUGGAGAGACUUGUGCAUCUUGAGCUCGCGGAUCUUGUUGUGUAUGCACCGUACCUGAAUCCAGACUUCCAGAAUGUAUCGGGUGAGGAGUCGACGAGCGCGAGGAUCCCGCGGUCAAACCCGGGCACACCGGGGAAAGGUGGUAAACGUGCUGGAGCGUCGUCUGCAGCGUUGAACAGCCUUCAACAGGGGAAUGUGCCUUGUGCUGACUGCGGGACAGUCCACAAGGAGAUAUUCUCCUUCCUCCGACCAGAGAAGGGAUCGUACAAGGGAAGAGAAUGGGACUUGCUCGUGAUGCCCGUUAUCGAGAAAUGGGGACGAUUCGUCGAGAGUUUGCGAUAGCAUUUCCUAUUGUCUGCUAUACGUACUUUUGACUCUGACGGAUUCGCUGUAUGAUUGCUCUUGCUCUCGGAUAUCUAUCGAAGGAAUUUGGUUCAGAACUCACUGACACUGUAUUA